CGGCGGACUUGGAGACGUCUCUUAGAUGGCCAUUGUGGCGUUGUGAAUGUCAAACCGCGUGAUGCGAGGUUCGCGGACCUACCGUGUCAGAUUGCUGCGGUUGUUCCCCAGGGUUUGCGGCAAGAUGGGAAAUGGACUGCCUCGGAGUGGUUGAGUAGAGAUGACGAGCGGAAAAUGGCCCGGUUCGCCCAGUUCGCCUUGGCUGCUUCGGAAGAGGCUUUGGAGGAUGCGGGGUGGAAGCCAACCGCGGCUGAUCGACGAGAGGCGACAGGUAUUUGCUUAGGAUCCGGCAUCGGGAACUUUGAUGAGAUUUAUGAUACGGUCGUAGCAUAUGAGAAGGGGGGCUACCGAAAGGUGUCACCCCUGUUUGUGCCAAAGCUGUUGAUCAAUCUGGGGGCCGGCCAUAUCUCCAUGAAGUAUGGCUUUAUGGGCCCCAAUCAUGCCGCCACCACUGCAUGUACCACCGGAGCACAUUCCAUCGGCGAUGCCGCUCGCUUCAUUGCCUUUGGGGACGCAGAUGUGAUGCUUGCGGGUGGCGCAGAGUCCUGUAUACAUCCACUGGCUGUGGGCGGGUUCGCUCGAGCGCGCAGCCUCGCAACAAGCUAUAACGAUACCCCCGAGAAAGCCUCCCGACCAUUCGAUGCAGAUCGCGAAGGUUUCGUUGUUGGGGAAGGCGCAGCUAUGUUAGUUUUAGAGGAACUAGAACAUGCAAAAGCUCGAGGCGCUCGUAUCUAUGCCGAACUAAGAGGCUACGGCUGCUCUGGCGACGCACACCACAUGACAGCCCCCAAGGAAAACGGCGAGGGAGCACUUCUAGCCAUGAGAAAGGCCUUGAAGCACGCUCAAUUCCAGCCCUCGGCUGUUGACUAUGUGAAUGCGCAUGCGACAUCGACUGUCGUCGGAGACGCGGCGGAAAACGCAGCGAUCAAGGCCCUCCUCCUGGGUCCGGGUGGUAAGCAAAAUGCGUCCGAUGUGAAUAUCAGCAGCACAAAGGGAGCUGUGGGGCAUUUACUUGGUGGUGCGGGGGCUAUUGAGGCGCUGUUCACCGUUCUUGCUAUCAGCGAGAAUGCUAUGCCCCCAACGAUCAACCUAGAGCGCCUUGCGGAUGGAUUCGACUGCAACUACGCCCCGAAUCAAGCACAGGAGCGCCGUAUCGAUGUCGCCUUGACCAAUAGCUUUGGCUUUGGCGGGACAAACAGCAGUCUCUGUUUCUCUCGACCUGACAUCUAA
Messenger RNA from Aspergillus ochraceoroseus IBT 24754, 1230 nucleotides. Its product is annotated as putative beta-ketoacyl synthase (Cem1). Gene Ontology annotation, biological process: fatty acid biosynthetic process. Gene Ontology annotation, molecular function: 3-oxoacyl-[acyl-carrier-protein] synthase activity. The transcript is spliced from 7 exons. The annotation marks the transcript as partial. NCBI's taxonomy places the organism in Eukaryota, Fungi, Ascomycota, Eurotiomycetes, Eurotiales, Aspergillaceae. The record is from RefSeq and is a predicted model, not a curated record.